Molecule: messenger RNA, 4209 nt
Organism: Penicillium malachiteum
Lineage: Eukaryota; Fungi; Ascomycota; Eurotiomycetes; Eurotiales; Aspergillaceae
Product: PE repeat family protein
Exons: 2
Coding region: 1-4209 (1402 amino acids)
Source: RefSeq, a predicted model, not a curated record
AUGCCCUCGGCGGCGCCCUACCAGUAUGCACAAAUUCCCCAAUUUAAUUAUGCCGCGCCACGAUUGAGCUACCAAACAUUUGAUUAUGGCAACGCUCAAUUGACAAACUAUUCAAUUACUGGUUCGACCGAAGAUCUGACGGGGGGCAAUGAUCAGGACAACAAAGACUCCAACGCUGAACAGAAGGAAGAACCACCUGCUGCCGAAGCCGAAGCCGAAGCCGAAGCAGCUGUAGAAGAACCUAGCCCACCGGCAACAGAAGGCUCAGACAAUCCAGAAGAAUCAACUGAAUCAACAGAGGCAUCAACUCCGGCUGAGCCAACCGACGCCCAAGAUGCACCUGACGCCACAGCCGACGGCAAAGAAGAAGGCGCAGAUGCGCCUCCUGCAGAUGAGCCUGCGCCGGACGCAGAAGGCGAAGCUACGCCAGAUGAAGCCGCUGAAGAGCCAUCUCCGGAGGCUGCAGAGCCCGCACAAGAAGAUGAAGGCGCUGAGCCACCAGCAGAUGACAGUGGUUCAAAGAACAAUGACGGUGGAAACAAUGGUAAUAGAUGCCCCUGUCGCAUACCUCACCACUUACUAAUAUUCGGACUAGACGAAGAUUUUCCAGACUGUGACCCUGAAGACGGAGCAGACAAGGUAGAGGCUGAGAAAGAAGAGGCUGCGAAGCAAGCAGCUGAAGACGCCGAAGCCGAUGCUGCGAAUCCGGAGGAUGCACCAGCAGAUGCGGAUGGGGCCAAUGAGGCUGCAGGUGAAGAAGCUCCAUCUAAGGAAGCCCCGCCACCUGCCGAAGAGGAACCUGCUGCUGAAGGAGAGCCUGCUGCCGAGGAGGAACCUGCCGCUGUUAAGCCUGACGAAGCUGCCCAACCGGAUGAAACGCCAGCAGUCGAGGCAGCCGAGGAUUCCAAACCCGAAGAUGAAGCCCCUGCCGAAACAGACGAACCAGCACCAGCAGCCGAACCCGAACCGCCUGUGGAGUUUAAGCCGACGUCCAAGGUUGCAAAAAAGAAUGCCAAAAAGAAGAAGAAGAAGGGUAAGGGUAAGAGUGAUCCCGAGCCCGAACCCGAAAUGGCACCCCCUGCAGAUCCGGAGCCUGAGGUCGAGAGCCCUCCACCUGUAGAGGAAGCACCAGUCACAGAAGAAACACCUGCGGCGGAGGAAGCACCGGCACCAGAGGAAGCUCCUGAAUCAUCACCUGAAGAGCCUGCCGAACCUACGACAGAAGAUGCUGGAGAUGCUCAACCACCAGCUGGAACAGACGAAUCUCCAGCAGAAGAGGCCAAGGAACCAGAGGCUGCGGCGACUGAGGAAUCUGAAGCCGCACCUGCUGAAGAGCCACCCGCCGAAGAACCACCUGCCGAAGAAUCACAUGUCGAAGAAUCACCUGCCGAAGAAUCACCUGCCGCUGAGGCUGCACCAGAGGAGACAUCAGAGCCUGCAGAAACCGAAGCUCCUGUCGAAGCUUCCGAAGACGCUGCUCCCGCAAAACCAGCAGCAGAACUUGAAUCUCAAACCGAGGGUGAUGCCAGCCCUGAGGCGGAGGCGGAGGCGGCUGCAGAGGAAGAAACUAAAGACGAACCUCCCGCAGAGUCUGCUCCAGAAGAGUCACCUGCCGCUGAACCAUCUGAAGAAGCGCCAGCAGAGGAGACACAGGAGGAGGAAGAAACCAUCGUCGAAGAGUCUGCUAAGGAAGAAGCUGUUGAGGAACCUCAGGCAGAAACAUCAGCACCUGAAGAACCAGCAGCACCAGAAGAACCCGCUGCAGAUCCCGAGCCUGCUCCUGAGCCUGAGCCCGCCGCUGAACCUGCUUCAGAGGCAGCCUCCGAGGAACCUGCGCCUGAGGCUGCGAACGCUGAAGAUCCUGCUCCUUCGGAUGAACCUUCUGGCGAUGCUUCUACAGAGAAACCAGCAGAGGCACCUGCCGAGACUCUUGCCGAAGAACCUCAAGUAGAGCCUGUCGCUGAGCCUACACCGGAAGAGGCUGUGGCGGCGGACCCUGUUGAGGAACCUCCUGUUACUGAAGAUGCUACCCCUGCAGCCGAGGAGCCCGCACCAGCAGAAGAAGCUCCAGCAACCCCUGAGGAGCCAACUGAAGAACCUGCUCCGGAACCUGCUGCGGAAGAACCCAUUGCCGAGGAAGCGCCAGCUGAAGCAGUGGUAGAAGAGCCCACACCUGAAGAAGCUCCUCCUGUCGAAGAGCCAGCGGCCGAGCCAGCUCCAGCUGAGGAAUCACCCGCGGAGCCUGCCCCAGAGGAACCUGUUGUAACUGAGGAAGAAGCACCCGCCGAGGAGCCAGCGCCAGUUGAAGAACCAGCUCCGGCGGAGGAACCAGCACCCGUCGAAGAGCCCGCGCCAGUUGAAGAGCCUGCACCGGUUGAAGAGCCUGCAACGGUUGAAGAGCCUGCAACGGUUGAAGGGCCUGCAACGGUUGAAGAGCCUGUACCGGUUGAAGAGCCUGCGACGGUUGAAGAGCCUGCACCGGUUGAAGAGCCUGCACCGGUUGAAGAGCCUGCACCGGUUGAAGAGCCAGCGCCAGCUGAAGAACCAGCACCUGAGGAGCCUCCUGCCGCUGAAGAGCCUCCCGCUGUCGAAGAAACUCAUGCUGUUGAAGAGACUCCCGUCGUCGAAGAAGCCCCUCCCGAGGAUCCUCCAGCCGCGCCAGAAGCCGAGACUGCUGAAGCUCCCGCAGAAACACCUCAGGAUGAACCCGCUGCUGAGGCGGAAGAAGCCAAGGAGAUUCCGGCAGAAGAACCACCAGUCGAGGCUGCACCACCAGCUGAAGAAGCUCCUCCUGCCCCUGAGCCUGAACCUGCUGAAGAAGUUCCUGCAGAAACUGCGCCAGAAGAACCUGCUCCUCCACCUGAAGAGCCCCCAGCUUCAGCCGAGGAACCUACACCGGCUGAAGAACCAGCACCAGUGGAGGAGCCGGCACCCGUCGUCGAAGAGCCUGCACCGGUUGAAGAACCAGCGCCAGUUGAAGAAACAGUUCCGGUUGAAGAGCCUGUACCGGUUGAUGAACCGGCACCAGUCGAAGAACCAGCACCAGUUGAGCCAGUCGCUGAAGAUAUUCCUGCCGCCGAGGAGCCCCCAGCUCCUGAAGAGCCAGCUUUGCCAGAGGAGGCACCUCCAGCAGAGGCCGCAGCAGAAGAACCAGAAGAAGAGCCAGCAGAGGCAACCCGCGAUCUGGGAGAGACUGUCGAGGCAUCAGGAAGCAAAGACUCCGGGCGUCGCCGAAAGAAGCGUUCGCCAGGCGACUCCGAGCGACGACGACGAAUCUCUUUAGAUGGACAAAAGGGCCAACUUUCGAGACAGAAGAGCGAGCGUGGUGUUUUCACUAACCGGUGGGCCAAGGCCCUGGAAGAGGCCAAAAGACAGUAUGAGGAGAAGAAGCGUGACAAUUCACGAGCUGAACGAAACAAGGCAGCUGUCGAAGCAGACAAGCUACACAGCGGUGUCUCAUCCACCUCUGAUAAGGGCAAACGCUCUGAACGCUCUUCUUCAAAAGAAAAAGACCUGCCUCCCCUCGACGCCAGACCAAAGCGUACCUCAUCCUCCAAAGAACCCGAUGCCUCUCUACCUAAGCGUCACUUCCUCAAAUACAUGAACAAUCAAGCUGGUUCUGAUCCAGUCAAGCCCCUUGUGCGAGUUAACACGUCAAAAUCCUCGAUGCCAAGCUCUGACCGACCCCGUCGGUCUUCCACGGCUCAGAGUCAUGGAAGUCAUGGAAGUCAUGGCAGUCAUGAGAGGUCAUCUGAGGAGAAGAAGUCGAUUAGCCGUUUCAAUGACUCUCGGUCUCAGCGUGAGGAAGACGCCCUUCGUGCGCAGAGAAGGGAGGAGAGAAGACAGAGAGAAAGGGCAAAGGAGAGAGAGCGGGCGAAAGAGAAAGAAAGAGAGGAGAGAGAGAUAUCAAAACAGAAGGAGAGGGAGAGGGAGAGAGAAAUUGAAAGGGAGCGAGAGAUGGAACGAGAGAAGGAGAAGGAGAGGCAGAGAGAGAAGGAGAAGGAACGAGAGAGACGGCAUCGCAGACGACGCGAAGAACCUGAAGCGAGUAGCAGCAAGCCUCGCGACAGAGAACGAGAAAGAGAACGAGAGAGGACUUCCGAGAAAGAGAGGCCCGACAGAGAACGUCGCCAUCGUCGCAAACGUGAGCCCUCGCCCGUGAAAGAGUCCAAGGUGAAGGGAUUUUUCCGAUCCAUUGCUGCCCACUGA